Gastrolobium bilobum is the source of this 1043-nucleotide messenger RNA. RefSeq lists its product as uncharacterized. Bases 163 to 999 code for a protein of 278 amino acids. NCBI's taxonomy places the organism in Eukaryota, Viridiplantae, Streptophyta, Magnoliopsida, Fabales, Fabaceae. Gene Ontology annotation, cellular component: membrane. The transcript is spliced from 5 exons. The record is from RefSeq and is a predicted model, not a curated record.
CUCUUAAAUUUCCUCAUCAGAAACAUUACUUCCUCUUGUUCUGAACCAUCUCUGGUAUAUAUAGCACAUAUUUGAGGGCAAGCCUUGUGACCGGAGAAAGGUCACGGGUUUGAGUUUAAUACAGGAUUUUGCAGUAGGCAUAUACUUGUAUGGUAUAGAGAAAUGGAAGACUACAUUACAAAGACAAUUAUUAUUGGAGUUAUUUCAUGGACAACAACUUUUCUCUUAGCAAGGAGAACCUUUCCCAAACGCUCUUUUGAUUUUUGUAACCGUGUUGUCUCUACAAUCCACGCAACUUUAGCAGUAACAUUGGCUACGCUUUCUGUUGAAGAUUGGAAGUGUCCAAUUUGUCCUUUGGCUGCAAAGUCUUCCCAUAGACAGGUACUAGAUUUACUGCAUGCACUUUCUAUUGGUAUAAAUUGUGAUGUUUUAAUUAAUUAUUUAGAUUUGGCAUUAAAAGUGGAAUGUUUGAACUCUGAGCAGAUGCAAGUUCUUGCAGUGAGCCUUUCUUAUCUCAUUUAUGAUUUAGUAUGUUGUUUCUUUGGUGAAAGAGUUAAUCUGGACAACAUCAUCCACCAUUUUGUAAGCAUUGUUGGACUUGGAGCAGGUCUUUGCUAUCAAAAGUGUGGGUCAGAGAUGGUAGGGGCAAUAUGGGUAACAGAGAUGUCAAGCCCAUUCUUGCAUAUGAGAGAGCUUCUAAAGGAGCUUGGUUACAGGGAUACCCUCCUUAAUUUGACUGCGGAUAUUCUAUUUGCUGCCAUAUUUAUAUUUGCUAGGAUGUUGGUCGGACCGUGCAUCACUUACCUAACUUUAUCCGCUAACAAUCCACUUCUCAUAAAGGCUAUGGGAUUAGGUUUGCAGCUGGUAAGUACAUUUUGGUUCUUCAAAAUUUUAAGAAUGAUGAAACACAAACUAACCAAGAGACCAACAUCUGAAAAUGGCACCAAGCAUACCAACAUCAUGAUGAAAACGACUAAUUCACAAUUUCAAGAUAGCUAGCGAUAAAUGUCUUGAGAGUUGAACACCCUGCUCCUUACCCAUGA